AUGGACUUAAUCGGAAGCAUAUGGAGGAAAGAAAGUUUACCCGAAGACUGGAAGACUGCAAUAAUUUGUGUUAUUUUUAAAAAAAUUGCAAUACAUAAAAAGGGAGAUACUCAGGAUUGUAACAACUAUAGAAGUAUCUCCUUAUUGAAUGUGACAUAUAAGAUAUUAUCUAAUUGUAUCUUAUCGAGAAUAAAAGAUAGGGCAGAAGAAAUAAUCGGAAAUUAUCAAGGUGGCUUCAGGAUGGGAAGGUCUACUAUUGACCAGAUAUUUAUAUUAAGACAGGUCUUUCAGAACGCCUGGGAAUAUAAUAAGGAAUUACAAUUCCUUUUCAUUGAUUUCCAAAAAGCCUACGAUUGUAUACACAGAGAAAGCGUAAUGAAAAUACUGAAGGACUUCCAAUUCCCUAAUAAGUUAAUAAAUUGUAUUAUGAUAAGUAUAAUGGAGACAAAAGUCAAAGUUAAGGUUGGUGACUUGAUUUCGGACCCUGUACUAGUAAAAUCUGGUUUAAGACAAGGGGAUGCCCUAUCACCUAUCUUAUUUAACUUGGUGCUAGAAAGAGUUAUAAGAGAAAUAAACAUCAACAAUCAAGGAUUUAAAUUACAGGACUCUUCAAUAGAGCUGCUAGCGUAUGCGGAUGAUAUAGUCUUAUUAGGAGAAUCACAAGACAGUUUAAAAAAUAUAUUCCUCAAAUUAGAGAAAGCCGCAGCGAAAGUAGGAUUACAGUGUAAUGAAGGAAAAACAGCAUAUAUGUGUGUUGAAAGAAGGAAACUACUCCAACCUAAUACACUGAACAUUUGA
Cinara cedri is the source of this 798-nucleotide messenger RNA. The record is from the annotation of a GenBank genome assembly. NCBI's taxonomy places the organism in Eukaryota, Metazoa, Arthropoda, Insecta, Hemiptera, Aphididae.